Messenger RNA from Gongylonema pulchrum, 495 nucleotides. The record is from the annotation of a GenBank genome assembly. NCBI's taxonomy places the organism in Eukaryota, Metazoa, Nematoda, Chromadorea, Rhabditida, Gongylonematidae.
AUGAAAAUAAACAAUGCGAUACGCGAAGUAUUUAUCAAUCGGUUUGCCUGGCUUCUCUAUUCAUAUGAACAUUUCGUGAUCAGUGGUGCAUGCCAGGAUCUGGAGGCCUACUUCGCCAGCCGAGAUUCUGUCGUUAAUUUUGAUAAGGCAGCGUUCCUCUCCGAUCAGCCCAAUAGCAAUCUUCCAUUUUUAGCUGCAUUCCUCGAAACUCAGGAGCCUUGUUUUUUUUUGGAUAUGUCGCACAAAGAAAUGUCCGCGGGGUCGUCCGCUCUCUUCUGCAUAAGUAGAAUAUUCUUCUUCCAGAUGUUUACCUCAUUCGUGGACUCAAAAAUUGUUUCGCAGUGGGAAACACCGGACGAAAAUCUGCAAAUCUUUGAUUCGCGGAUUCAAGCUCUGCGAACCAAAUAUGGCCUGCAAAUGGUGCGCACUCCUACUUACGAAAAAGCACCACCAUCAUUCGACUCAGGUCUCAUUCUUUUUUGUCAAUUUUUUUGA